Trichogramma pretiosum is the source of this 2090-nucleotide messenger RNA. Its product is annotated as Golgi membrane protein 1-like. Bases 353 to 1111 code for a protein of 252 amino acids. The record is from RefSeq and is a predicted model, not a curated record. NCBI's taxonomy places the organism in Eukaryota, Metazoa, Arthropoda, Insecta, Hymenoptera, Trichogrammatidae. The transcript is spliced from 5 exons.
UAGUUUUUAUUCGCGUUAAAACUCCCAUUAUAAAUAUUGCUUGUUACGUGGAAGGCUUAAAGAAGCCUGAUAAAAUCACAUUGUGUAUGUGGUAAACAUAUGCAUAAGAUAUAGAACUAUAAUGUUAUUGUCUUUGAUGGUUAUGGGACAAAACAUUAUAAGUAUUAUCUGGAAGAAGUAACAGCGUGCGUGUGGUCGUUGAUAAAAAUAUGCUUUAUAAACUUCGAUUUGACAUAUUUUGUUAAGAAAUCAGUGCCAUUUGUAGUUUUUAUUGUCAUUAAAAUAAGUAAAACUAGAAAUAACUUACAGUUUUAUAAAUAAUUGUAUUCUCAAGACCAAAUAACAUAAAGUAAUGAGUAUAGAUAGCAUGAGAGUUGGAGGAGGACGUUGUCCUCCCUUUUUAGUAAUAGGACUGAGUGUUGUUUGCAUAAUGAUGAUAUGUAACUGGUGGACACUGUCCUCGACAAAUUUAGAACUACUUCAUCAAAUCGACGAAUUGAAUGAGCAGAUAAAAAUCAGCGUCGAAGAAAGAGAUCAGUGCGUGACACAAAUAGAAAACUCAGAAAAGAAACUUAAAACAUGUCAAGAUAAAGCUGUAACUAGUCUUGUGAAGAGCUCACAAAAUGAAGAUCUUUUCAACAUUUGUAAUACAGAACUGAAAUCAUUGAAAGGAAAUUAUGAAUCUGCAUCUGCAACAAUGGAGGCUAUGAAAAUGGAAAUCAAAACAUUAAAAGUAAAAUCUGAGGUAGAUAACAAAAAGAAAGAAAAAGAAGUUGACCAGCUUAAAGAUGAAUUGACAAAGGCCAAGGAAGAAGUAGAAAAGUUGAAACUUACGAUAAAUGCCCCACAACCGAAUAAAGUUCCAGAUUUACCAGCUGCCCAUCACCAGGAAAAAAAUCAAGCUGAAAAUAAAACGACAGCAGCAAACGUAGCGCCGAUCCCUCAAGAAAACAUUCAGCCUAAUAAUGUUGAGCCUCCAAUCCAAGAUUUUCAGGAGAAUAGCGCCAACAAAGAAGAUAACGCAGCUGAAGUCAAUGAUCAAGCUGAAGAAAUGAUGUCCAAUUUAAUACCUGAUGUGAAUAAUAAGCCAUUGAAGGACAGUAAAAAGUAAAAUAAAUCUAUUUGAUUACUCAUAAACGAUUAAAUAUCGUUGUUCAACUCCAUGACUCAAUUAGCAGUAAGCAAUUUUUGGAUUUUGAAUAUUUCCCUUAGAGAUGUUUGAAAAAAAAGUUUAAUUAUAAACUGCAUUAAAUGCAUUUAAAAAGUUGUUAUUGUAGGAAAUGCUGUGAUUAAGUUAUCAUUGCCAUUUGUAUGGAAAUUCCGUAAAUGGCAUGAUUUCAGUAUAGGUUUUUCAAAAUUUUGAAUUUCUAAAAGUUCAUGUGACGUCUAUUUUCUAGUCUUUCUUUCUAAAUCAUAUGAUAAAAAUGAAAAAUUGUCAAAGAUAUAUUUACAUUCAAUAAUGUAUUGCUCUUUAUUUUUAAUGCAUUUUGCAACAUUUUUAACUUAAAACAUCUUACAAGUUGUAUACAUACUUGUACUUUUUGGUCGUAAUAUUAAAGUUGUUCCCACGAAAAAGUACCGCGAUUCUGCUACUAUUAUUAUCAUAAAUAAUCGACGAGUUUUGUGUAUCUUCCAAUCAGAACAUUGUCUCCAAUAGUACAAUAUUGUUGUUCAUACACCGAAUUGACAUUGUGGCAAAGAGUGUGUUCGGUAUAAGUACAGUUGAAAUAAUUUUUACUCAUGAACUUGUCAAUAGAUCAAAGGUAAAUUACUGUCAGUAUGUCGACUACAAAUGUAAUUAAUCGAACGUUUUGACUGCCUGCAAGAAAAGUAGUAUUCUUUAUAUUUUUGAAAACAAUCGAAGUGUAUGGAAUUUCCAAUAUCAUUUCCAAUAUCAUUUUUUUGUGGUAUCUAAAAGAUUUUCUGCAUACACAAUAAAUAUAUUUUACAGGUAAUAUUUUUGUACAUAACUAACAACGCAUCGACAACUUUGAUAAAUGUAUACAUUUUUAUCAAUUUCUUGAUACAACAAAAGGGCUUCAAACCAAAUUGUUACUCUUUCUUUCUGUAUUAAAAAUUUGUAAUUAUAA